AUGGGUGGGGAUGGGGAUGGGGAUGGGGAUGGGGAUGGGGAUGGGGAUGGGGAUGGGGAUGGGGAUGGGGAUGGGGAUGGGGAUGGGGAUGGGGAUGGGGAUGGGGAUGGGGAUGGGGAUGGGGAUGGGGAUGGGGAUGGGGAUGGGGAUGGGGAUGGGGAUGGGGAUGGGGAUGGGGAUGGGGAUGGGGAUGGGGAUGGGGAUGGGGAUGGGGAUGGGGAUGGGGAUGGGGAUGGGGAUGGGGAUGGGGAUGGGGAUGGGGAUGGGGAUGGGGAUGGGGAUGGGGAUGGGGAUGGGGAUGGGGAUGGGGAUGGGGACAGGGGUAUGGAUGGACGACACAUGAAUACAAGGGAGGGUAUGUGUGGGAUUGGCACUGAGGCGGGUGAGUGCAUCGUUGGGGAAGAGAAACUCAGGCCCAUUGUCGGUGCGACUGGGGAAGUCGGGCUAGAGCUUCCCCACCGCCCUCCGCGCACCUGCAAUCCUUCAGUCUCCGCGGAGCCAAGCGAGCCCUCAGGAGCAUCGUCAGAUUGUUUCCCCUCUCCCCGAGACCGCGCGGCUCUCGCGGACGUUGUUCCGCCGCUUCCUGGUCAGCUCCACCGCCACGAGUCCGCGCCGUCCGCGCUUUCUGCCUUCGCCUGGUCCGCUCCGCGCGGAUAUCUCCGCCGCGACUCCGCGGACUUGCGUUGGCAGCAACCCCGCUGGUGGAACGCGCUGACUGCACUGACUGCGCGGAUCCGCUUAUCUGCUUUCGCGCGGGAUCUGGCGGAAGGGGAAGCGGAGGAAUCGGAGCAGGAGUUGGGUGCGGUGAAGAUGGGCGAGCCGUGGGAUUGGCGGAAGGAAUUUGAAGAGGAGGAGCUAGCUUCGCAGCAAGUCGCGGGGGGAUCCGCGCUCCUGGGGCUCGGGUUAGGCGGACUUACUGGCGCAAUCGGCGGAACCGGCGGAACCGGCGGAGCUAGCGGCCCUCCCGGGCGGAGAAAGUCGUCGUGGCGGGACUUGGCGGAAGCUUUGGCGGAAGCCUCGCGGAAGGUGCAGGAGAAGGUGCGGGAGUUCCGCAGCAGGGGGGGUGCGGCGGGGGAUUUCUUCCGCGUGGGCAGCUGGCUCGCGCUCGCGGGGGCGGGCGGCGGAGAGACGGACGAAUGGGUGAAGCGCGUGGGAUGCCAGGUGUGCAGUGCGGUGAUGGGGAGUGGAAGGGCACGGGCGGCAGUGGUGGCGCUGCUGAAAGCAGCUAUGGAGCUCAUCACUCGCACCCUGGCGCAGCAGAGGGAGCUGCAGGGCAGGGAGCAGCAGGUGGGGGGGGAGGCGGAUGGGGGAGGCAUGGACGGGUGGUUCUGGGGAAGGGCGUAUCCGGGGGCGUUUGAGGCGCUGCUGACCAUGCUCACGCUGCUGCACCGAUACGCCAUCACUGCUGCCAUCCAGGACGUGCAGCUCUCCGCUAAGGCCUCUGGACUCGACGACGGGCUACCCCACCCUCCUCAUGCGGCUCUCUCACCUGCCGCCACGUCAGCAUCCCUCGCACCACGUGGCGCGCCGACAGCUGCCAGCGUGGUGGGUGCCAGGCUGGCGGACAGUGACAUGGCGCUGUUCCUGCUGCUGUUCCAGAUCAUCGGCGCCGUGCGCUUCUUUGCCCCACCUGAGGCUGUUGGCUGCGCCGCUUUUUCUGUGUUGCUGGAGGAUCAGGCUGUUGGCUGUGCUGCUUUCUAUCUGCCGCUGGAGGACCAGGUGGGUGCUGGAGGGUGGUGGCAGGCAGGUGAGGAUGGCGAGGUGAGGAUGGAGGGUGGAGGAGCAGGUGAGCAGUGGACGCGGUCACGCGUAGGGUCUACUCCAUCCUCCGCCACACCAUCCUCUACUCGUUUCUCCCUCUGCUCCUCCCCCACCCACCCGUUUCUCUCCCUCCAACUCCCAUGCUUUCAGCUGCGCCAUCUAUUCGACCACCUUCUAAGAGCAGCGGACAUUGACGAUGUCUACCUCCAUGCAGUGAGGGCGGGACUGCGCACCGAGUUCCUCUCGCACUUCGGGCAGCGCGCGGGCGGGCACCUGAACUUUCGCGUGCUGCCCGGCGAGCGCCGCUUCUGGGUGCAACUGGUGGAGCGGCAGCUGCGGGCAGCUCUGGUCCGGGAGAAAAUUUUCGAGGAUUGGGGGGAGGGGGAGGGGGAGUGGGGGGGCGCGGGGGAGGGGGAAGGGGAGAGCUUGAAAGCUGAGCUGGCGGUGUUUGGAUUCUUCGUGGCUCUUGGGCGGGCGACUCGGCUGUUCCUCCAAUCAGAGGGCGCCAGCGAGGCGGAUGAGGGGCUGGCGACGCUGCUGACCCAUUUCGAGGGAGCAAUCAUCUUCACCUUCCCCCAGCUCGACAACAUAUCCAAGUACCAGGGGCUUGUGGAGGUCCUAAGAGAAGAGCUUGCAUGGCUGCCGCUGCUCCCCCCCCUCUCCUCCAAGCGCCACCCUGACGUUGACCCCUCCUCCCUCUCGCCACUCUCGGCACAGCGGCAGCGGCACCGGCAUCGGCGGAGGCGGCGCAGAGCGGUGCUGGUGGGUAAGGAGGUGUGCGGCAUGUGGGCGAGGGAUUGGGAGCGGCACUCGAGUUGGCUGCUGCAGCAGCCUGAUUCGCGAGCCGCUGCUUUCAUGGCCCAGGGCAUGGUUCUUUUGGGGCUGUGCCUGGAGCCAUCAACCAAGCACCACGUGGCCGCAGAAGCGCCUGGCGUGCUGGUCCCCUCUUCUGAUUCUGAUUCUUCAGAUGAGGUUGGGAGGCGUUUAGAGGGGUCGGGAGCGGUGGAGAUGGGCGAGAUGGAGGAGGUGGAGCGGGAGGCAAGGGAGAGGGAGGAGGCGAGGAGGCGGUUGGAGAAGGAACUGAGAGGACUCAAGCACUGUCGGCUGGAGAAGGAACUGAGCGGGCUGAAAGUUGUAUGGGCUGAAGGUCAUGGAGCGGGAACUCAAGGCGCUGAACCAGGUGAGGUGCUCAUGGUUGGUUUGGCUGUCUAUGUGUGCGUGGGUGAGCACUGUCGGCUGGAGAAGGAACUGAGCGGGCUGAAAGUUGUAUGGGCUGAAGGUCAUGGAGCGGGAACUCAAGGUGCUGAACCAGGUCAUGGAGCGGGAACUCAAGGCGCUGAACCAGGUGAGGUGCUCAUGGUUGGUUUGGCUGUCUAUGUGUGCGUGGGUGAGCACUGUCGGCUGGAGAAGGAACUGAGCGGGCUGAAAGUUGUAUGGGCUGAAGGUCAUGGAGCGGGAACUCAAGGCGCUGAACCAGGUGAGGUGCUCAUGGUUGGUUUGGCUGUCUAUGUGUGCGUGGGUGAGCACUGUCGGCUGGAGAAGGAACUGAGCGGGCUGAAAGUUGUAUGGGCUGAAGGUCAUGGAGCGGGAACUCAAGGCGCUGAACCAGGUGAGGUGCUCAUGGUUGGUUUGGCUGUCUAUGUGUGCGUGGGUGAGCACUGUCGGCUGGAGAAGGAACUGAGCGGGCUGAAAGUUGUAUGGGCUGAAGGUCAUGGAGUUGGAACUCAAGGCGCUGAACCAGGUGAGGUGCUCAUGGUUGGUUUGGCUGUCUAUGUGUGCGUGGGUGAGCACUUUCGGCUGGAGAAGGAACUGAGCGGGCUGAAAGUUGUAUGGGCUGAAGGUCAUGGAGCGGGAACUCAAGGCGCUGAACCAGGUGAGGUGCUCAUGGUUGGUUUGGCUGUCUAUGUGUGCGUGGGUGAGCACUGUCGGCUGGAGAAGGAACUGAGCGGGCUGAAAGUUGUAUGGGCUGAAGGUCAUGGAGCGGGAACUCAAGGCGCUGAACCAGGUGAGGUGCUCAUGGUUGGUUUGGCUGUCUAUGUGUGCGUGGGUGAGCACUGUCGGCUGGAGAAGGAACUGAGCGGGCUGAAAGUUGUAUGGGCUGAAGGUCAUGGAGCGGGAACUCAAGGCGCUGAACCAGGUGAGGUGCUCAUGGUUGGUUUGGCUGUCUAUGUGUGCGUGGGUGAGCACUGUCGGCUGGAGAAGGAACUGAGCGGGCUGAAAGUUGUAUGGGCUGAAGGUCAUGGAGCGGGAACUCAAGGCGCUGAACCAGGUGACGUGCUCAUGGUUGGUUUGGCUGUCUAUGUGUGCGUGGGUGAGCACUGUCGGCUGGAGAAGGAACUGAGCGGGCUGAAAGUUGUAUGGGCUGAAGGUCAUGGAGCGGGAACUCAAGGCGCUGAACCAGGUGACGUGCUCAUGGUUGGUUUGGCUGUCUAUGUGUGCGUGGGUGAGCACUGUCGGCUGGAGAAGGAACUGAGCGGGCUGAAAGUUGUAUGGGCUGAAGGUCAUGGAGCGGGAACUCAAGGCGCUGAACCAGCCGCUGGGAUGGCAGGCAAGGGUGCAGUGGACACAGCAGCCGAAAGAGAAGGGGCAGGGGAAAGAGCAGAGGAGGGGGCUAGGGGAGAGAGGACAGGGGGCAAGGGUGAAGGGGCAGAGGAAGGAAGGGGAGACGGGGAAGUAGGGGUGGGAGCGAAGUCGGCACAGAAACACGUCGCGCGUUCGACAGAAGCAGGUUCCAUGGAAGGGAGAGCUGCAGGGGCGGGCUGGGUGAAAGGGAAGGCAGGGGGGGCGGGGACGAGUGAGCGAUUGGCGUUGGUGCGCGUGGAGUGGGAGAGGCUGGUACGGGUGAGGGAGGAGAUCAGAGCGUUGGAGAGACGGCUGAAGAUGAAAGCAGCAGUUCAGGAGGAGAGGGUGCGACGGCAGCAGGAGGAGGUGGGGGAGAAGGUGAGUCGGCAGAGGAGGCAGGCAGCAGCACGGGAGAUGGAGAAGCAGAUGGAGCAGCAGCAGCAGCAACAACAACAGCACAGACACCCAAGGACUCAUAGCAUGGGAUUCCUGGGCACACUCGGGGACCUCUUCUCCUUCUCACCCUCCCCCAAUCCUUCCAACGCCAACGCCAGCACCACUACCAGCAGCACCACCACCACUGACACCACAGCCACUAUCGCCUCUAUAGUUGGUGCUUACGAUGACCCUCUAGCUCCCCAUUACUCCUCCCUCCACAAGAGCCAAUCGUCUCACGACACGUCAGCCCUCGCUGACUCACCCUUCCCCUCCUACCUCACCUCUGCUUUCCUCUCUGCCAAUCCUCCUGCUCCCGCCACCUCUGCUGCUGCUACCGCCCCUGCCGCCCCUGGUGCACGCUCCGGACGCAGUUAUUUCUUCCAGCUGCCCGGACAAGCUGCCCAGGAAGACUCAUCGCUUCUGUCCAAAAUUGAGGGGGAGGAGGCAGAUGGGGAGGAGGAGGGGGGGGACGGUAGCAGAAGCAGGGGAGGGAGCACAGAGGGGCGAGGAAAUGCAGGGAGAAGAGGGAGGUUGGAAGAGAUGGAGAGGGAUAUGAGUGGGUCAGGCGUGCAGGGAACGCGGGCUGAGUAUGAUGACGAUGAUUUCUCCCCCUUCCAAUCAUGCACACCCACGUCAGCACCAGCAACAGCUGCUGCUGGUAGCAGCGAGGCAAGCAAAAGAGAUGGAACUGUUGGGUCUGAUGCCAACAGCUCGUGGGCAUUCAGGGAGGAGUUCUUUGACAGGAGUGCAUGGGCAGGCGCUGUAGAGGCCAAUGCAGGGGCCGGGUAUGGGGAUGGGGAUGGGAGACAUGCGGCAGUGAGCAUGGGAGGGUUGGGAGCAGAGGCUCGUAGGCUACAGCAGCUGAAGGUGCAGCUGAGGGAGCUGGAGGCGAGACUGCUGCAGAGAGGCGCUGACGUUGGUGCUGGUGCUGGCGAGGGGGAGAGGCAGGAGAAGAGCGUGAUUGACCAAUCUCUGGAGCACAUUCGAGAAGGCGGAGCGGAUGCGUGGCGAGGCACACAGCUUCUGAGCACAGACGUGGCGGUUGCAAUGAAGAUGCUGCAGCGGGCAGCACUCGGGCAGCCCCUGACUGACCGAGAAGCAAAAGUUCUGAAGCGGACGUUGACGGAUAUGGCAUCUGUGAUUCCCAUCGGCAUUCUCAUGCUCAUCCCGAUGACGCCUGUGGGGCACGCGGCAGUACUGGCAGCCAUUCAGAGAUACGCCCCGCAUCUUCGCAAUGCGAAUAACGCUGGCUGGCUCGGAAAUGGGCCUUCCUUCGGCCUCGUGCAAAGGGACAACCCUCAAGGUCCGCGGACAACUUCGACCCGUCACAGGCGGUCUUCUUCAACGUCGUGUCUCUCCUUUCCUGCCGCCGCAUUCACCGCUUCGCUCGCCGCGGUUUCACCCAUCAAUUCGCCAGGAAAGAGGUCGCCUUUUCAACCGACGACGCACCAAGCCUCUACUACACCACGUGGCCGCACCGCCCUCUCUGUAUCGGCGUUCGCGUCAUCGCGAUGUGCUGACGAGACUCUAGCCCAGCUUGAUUGCGGCAGCGCCACUGCAUUCGGUCAAUUUUCUCCGCGCGUCCACGCGACAAAUACAGAAUUGGGCGAGUUGUGUGCGACGCUCCGUCCGGCUGCGCUCUCCGUCGCUCGUCGCCGCCACCGUCGCACGCCGUCGGAUUCAAGCCUUCUUGGUGCAUCCUUCUGUGCGAGCGCUGUCCAUUCUCGCAUUGUCGCCGAAUCUGACCCUCAGUCUGUGUUGGAUGAGUUGACCGAGUCAACGCGGUCAAGCGACUCGACGGAGUCGCGAAGGUUGAACGAGUCAACGGUCGUGAGGCAGACCGAAACGACAUCGAAGCUGCCGCAGAACGGCUCAUCGCACCACCUUCCCUUGUCGGCGGUGCACGUUGACACCAAGAAUUUAUCUUCCCCUAAGUCUCAAUCAAUUCCGACGCCGGCGCAGCCAAUGCAGCCGAUGCGUGUACAGAUUCCGCAGACGCAAUUGUCCACUGAAGCGCAAGAGUUUACGCGGCCAUUCGCGCCGCCACAAUUGGUGGAGCGCGGAAGCCAUGCGCGAGCAAAUCAACCCACAUGCGCAGCAAACCACGGAGUCUGGGGGAAUGACGCCCCGCGUGUCUUCCUGCCCGCCGCGUCGCACAGUCGCAGCAACAGCGGAGAGAGCAGCGAGUGGGGGGAAGCGGCGGGCGGGGAGGACUUGGCGGAGCAAUACGAACUGAUGCGCGCGUCCUCAUCGUUUGACGACGCGCGCGCUUCUGCUGAGCUGGCAUGCGAUCCGAAGUGGAUGGAUGCGGCGCGGUGCAGAAUCAGCGAAGCGGCUUUGCGCGUCGUGGAGACGCAGCAGGUGUUGAUGGCGCUGGAUGAAGAAACGCGAUAUAGCAACUGCGAUAAUCGGGUCGCUCGCUCUAGUUUCUCAUACGAUCACCUAGCCACCAACGCAUCUACUACACCCCGCAAUGGUUUGCGAAUCUCGCUAGAUUCAUCAGCAACAGGGCCGUCGUUCAAUUGGGGACACCGCUGGUUCGCAUCGAAGCAGACGACACCUCCACCAUCGUCUCAAAUCUCAACCGCUGAUUGGAACGAUAUCGAUGCCACGAAUGAGAGCGGCUUUCCGUACCGAUACACUGCCCCCGCUGCAGCGCUGUCGGCUGGCGCUCAAUUGGAGAAGGGUGACAAUAACGGGAUGAGCAAGUCCCUGGAGCGGCGUGAAUUCUGCAAGCACAGAUCGUACCAGGAACCGCCAACUGUAGCGGUUCAGGCGCAACCCUCCCCCAGUGCCCUGCGCCGGAAUAUGUCCUUCCGCCAGUUGUCUUCCGCGUGGCACCGGAAAGACGGAUCCGCGUCAUCUACGCCGAGAGCCACCGUCAGUGACGGUUUUGGGACCCCCGAGAAUGGUGCCGGUGGUACCAAAGCAAUCCCUAAGGCGCACGCUGAGCAGUGCUAA
Messenger RNA from Closterium sp. Yama58-4, 7722 nucleotides. Lineage: Eukaryota; Viridiplantae; Streptophyta; Zygnematophyceae; Desmidiales; Closteriaceae. The record is from the annotation of a GenBank genome assembly.